Molecule: messenger RNA, 1044 nt
Organism: Suillus bovinus
Lineage: Eukaryota; Fungi; Basidiomycota; Agaricomycetes; Boletales; Suillaceae
Exons: 1
Coding region: 1-1044 (347 amino acids)
Source: RefSeq, a predicted model, not a curated record
AUGCGGAACCUGGAUGUGUGCAGGAAGAUAUAUUCACGAGCAAGGUCAUCCGAACAAAACGAUGCCUCAGUUUUGUUAGCAGCGCUGCAAAACGCACUUCACUUUACGUUCGCUGCUGCCGCCAUAUCCCGUGACCAUGACAGCUUGUGGUAUGCCAACUUUUUUUUGCAAGGCGAAUCCCACUCAGCAGAAAACUUUGACUGGGCGGCGGACUACUUCAACUCCAUCCAUUCCGAUGAUCAGGAAGCGGCAUAUGACAUACUCUUGCUACUGGGCGGCAUGAGGGUGCGUUGGAGCCCCGCUAAACAACAUAUGUUCAUCGAGAGGCUCAUUGCCUACAUGGACAAUAACAUGCCUCGACAUUUACGUCAUGCCGCUCUUCGCGCCGCUCGCAGUGCCCGAGAAGAAAUUGUCUCGAUUGAUGCCGUUGAUGAUGCAAGGCUACAGGACAUGGUUUUGACCCAGCUCUCCCCCGCUAUUCUGUCCGUAGUUUGUCCGCACCCAGAUACAACGCCGGUCGAUGAAAAUUCCGACCGCUUUUUCGAUUAUAACCGCGACUCGUGCUAUCUCGAACUGGUCUGUGCCCUCGCGAAGAAUUCCAAAUGGCACCCCCAUUUGUCUGGGGAUCACCAUAUAGAUCGGUGCAUUAGCAUGAUUCCAGAGUACUGCCAAUCCGAAUACCCCAACCAGCAUGCCUUUUACAUAGCUGGUAUCCUCCUCCAAAUCACACCUGAACAGGCAUCGGAUACAUCGCUUGAUUCUGUUACAGAGCAGCAGUGGUGGGACGUGAUGAGAUACGCGUGGAAGAAUUCUCCCUAUGAUUUUGGCAACACACGCUAUUUCGAGAUCCUUGUUCUUGUGGAUGGCACAAAGAAGUAUAUGCAGAAUGCUUCGAAAUCUGAUCUCGAGCAGCUUGUUGGAAGAUUGGAUUUUGUCCUCGAAUAUGUGGAAGAGAUGCAGAGGUCAGAGCAGGUGAAGGAGUUGAGAACUGUGGCAAGCAACAUGCUAGAGAGCUUUGGUCAACAAUUACCAGUGGCUAGUUAA